Xylona heveae TC161 is the source of this 2235-nucleotide messenger RNA. RefSeq names its product kinase-like protein. The transcript is spliced from 4 exons. Bases 1 to 2235 code for a protein of 744 amino acids. Gene Ontology annotation, biological process: chromosome segregation; protein phosphorylation. Lineage: Eukaryota; Fungi; Ascomycota; Xylonomycetes; Xylonales; Xylonaceae. Gene Ontology annotation, molecular function: protein kinase activity; ATP binding. The record is from RefSeq and is a predicted model, not a curated record. Gene Ontology annotation, cellular component: centrosome; nucleus; cytoplasm.
AUGGGUGACAGCGAUCAGUAUGAGAUUCUCGAGAAAAUCGGCCAUGGCUCUUUUGGGAUCAUCAGAAAGGUCAAGCGAAAAACGGAUGGCUACGUCCUCUGCCGAAAAGAGAUCAGCUACACACGCAUGUCCCAGAAGGAGCGAGAACAGCUUCAUGCAGAGUUUUCCAUUUUGAGUUCUCUUCGUCAUCCGAACAUCGUCGCCUACUAUCACCGGGAGCAUCUCAAAUCCAGUCAAGACCUUCAUCUGUACAUGGAAUACUGCGGCAAUGGCGAUCUGGGCAGAGUCAUCAAGACGCUCAAAGCAAAUAACCAAUUUGCGGAGGAACCCUUCGUCUGGAGUAUCUUUACGCAGCUUGUCACGGCUCUCUACCGAUGCCACUAUGGCAUUGAUCCCCCCGAGGUUGCAAAGAACGUCCUUGGUCCGAGUAGCUCAAAACCCACCGCAUUGAAAAGCAAAGCAGGGCAAAUCAUGAUCCUCCAUCGAGAUCUCAAGCCAGAGAAUGUCUUUCUCGGCGAAAACAACUCGGUCAAACUCGGCGAUUUUGGUCUCUCCAAAAUCCUUGCUUCGCAUGAUUUCGCAUCCACGUAUGUUGGCACCCCGUUCUACAUGUCGCCCGAGAUAUGUGCAGCAGAGCGAUACACACUCCACUCCGACUUAUGGUCACUUGGAUGCAUCAUUUAUGAACUUUGUGCUCGAGAACCUCCGUUCAACGCCAAGACACAUUUUGACUUGGUUCAAAAAAUCAAAAUCGGCAAGAUCGAGUCAUUGCCACCAAUCUAUUCCAAGGAACUUCAAUCAGUCAUCCGCGACUGCCUUCAAGUUAAUCCCUUGCGACGGCCCGACACGUGGCAGCUGCUCGAUCUACCCAUGGUCAAAAUCAUUCGAAAGGAAAGAGAAAUUGUCGAUCUUGGGAAGAUACUUAAGACAAAGGAAGAGAGCGCUGGACAGAAGUUGAAAGAGGCGGAAGACAGGGUUGCGCGAUUGCAACAAGAUCAAGACCAGUUCAAGGCUGACAUCGAAGCGAGCCUCCGCCGGGAAUGGGAGGUUCGAGCGAGGCUCGAAAUCGACCGACAAGUUCAGUUGGAACUGGAGAGACUGCGUAAAGCCUUUGGUCAGGAAGUUUCCGAACGAGUUGAAUCAGAGCUCUCCGCACGGUUGCAGGCCAUGACGCAGACCAGCAACGACGCAACAAAUACAGCAGCUGAAGUCCUUCCCGAGUCCAUUCCGCAGUCCUCUGUUAGCACAAAUAGCGACGUUGAUUUCCCAUCCAUGACUGAUCUCAGCGAAUUAUCUCUGGAGUCACCAAAUGCAUCUAAGUCGGACGCAAAUAAGAAGAGCAACUCCAGAACUCCCUUCUCACGGUCGCGAACCAUGUUUGUCGGAUCGCCUGCCGAUGUGGCAAUGGCUGAUCCGUCUCCGAUCUCCAUCGCAUCUUUGUCACUAUCCCCCCGCCGAACAACUGGCAAUGGCAAGGGCCGGAAUAUUUUUGCUGCAGCUGCAGAGAAGAAAUGGGAACCAAUGACAUAUUCUGACGACGAGGAUGAUGAUGAUGAAGACGACGAAGUUCCAGCACUUAAUUCUCCAGUUGCGCACAAAUCCCAGGGACGAAACGAUCCAUUCAAAGUUCCUUCCUCGGGUGCUUCCCGACCAGCGAUGCUCCGCCAGAAGACCGCCCCAAUGCGAAAUAUCGGUGCGCCUCAGCCCAGCCUGUUUGCCAAGACGCUUUCCGAUUCGCCCUCUCGUCAAUCUGUGUACGGCGGAGAGAAAUCUAUCCCAUUGUCACCUAGUCGCCGUCAGACCAAGAUCUCUGCGCCCACUGGAGCCGGCCGUGUCAAUGGUUCUGGAUCACCUAUCAGCCAUCGAGUCCAGCAGGGCAAACUCAAAAGCGGAAUUCCCAGCGCUGUGGGCAGCAAACCGUCUGGUCAUGGCGGCGAGGAGAUGCGCAAAGCUGCCAUGCAUCGCAACAUGGGCGGAAGGACGCUCGUCGAACUUGCUCAGGCAAGAGCUGGCGGUAGAAGCGCAGAGGAGGCCAUUGCAAAUGGCGAAAAGAAGGCGAAUCGACCCACGACGCUGUCCGGCCCUGGCCUAGAUGUCAAAUACGCAACGAAAAUGGCGGAUAAAGACAAAGAAGUUGCUGUCUGGGACCCUGAGAGGGACGAUAUGCCCAGCCCAUUUCUGAAACGAGGAGUAAGGCAAUCAGCUUUUGGCGCUGCAGCCCUUCGAAAAGCUUAG